GAGCUGUAUACAAGUCACCAAGUGCACACUCAUUAACAGCCGAAAGUCAUCGCGUCGAUUCCGCAUGACGGGCACGCAUCCAACACCCCUGACCCCCGAAGAGCUCCGCGAGCAUGAGUUCGCGCGCGAGGUCCGCGACGCACAAAGUCUAGUCGAAUUCACCGGCGUCACGAUAAACGAGGCGUUGCGCGCCUUGCGGGCAUGCGGCGGGGACCUCGAGAAGGCUGGGAAUCUUCUUCUCUUGUCCGCUCCGGACGAAACUUCCGCCGAAUCCCCAAGCUCCGAAGAAGAAGAGAGUACGAAGUCCAUCCGGUCUUAUUUCGCGCAUCUGUUCCCGCCGACCAACACGGGACCUGGGGAUAUGCCUGGAAUGAAGGGAGGGUCGCUCAUCCAGCUUGACUCCAGAGAAGAGAAUGAUUCCGAUCCUGAUGGCCUGGAAUCGGCUUCUGUCCGUGCGACCAGCAGGGCGUCCUCUCCAGGAGAUUAUGCGGCUCGUCCGACGGAGUGCGAGACCGAGCUUGAUGAUAUGGCUGAGUCUGAGAGAGAAGCUGGGAGCCCUGCGCGCUCACCCGUCCUCCAGAGCAUCAUCCUCGCCCUUUUCCACAUUCCGCAAGUCCGGCAAAAACUAUCCGAGCUCGGCAUCUCACCUGAAGCGCCCAAUUCAGGAAGUCACGAAUACGCGACUUGGAAACUGGUCGAAAUGUUCGCCUGUCUCGACCUGGCUAGAAUAUCGUUCUUUGUUGAUUCUGAGCUCCUUGAUGCGUGGAAUGCCGUCCCCUGCGAAAGAAACGGACCCACCAUCCCGGCCCUCCCGCGCACUCGGCUUUUCGGCUCUGAAUGGCAACGAAUCUUGAUUACAGCCUCCGGCAUACCCCAAACUGGCCCCUCCCUUCUGGGGUACAUCAUCCCGCUGCCUUCCUCGGGGGUACACGACUCCGGCGACCUUGUCAAGCAACUGUCUGCGACACUUCACCAGUUCCGCGGGGACAAAUCCUCAGACCACCAGGUCAUCACGGAGCCUUCGGAAAUCAUGGUGUUCCAGAUCUCGGCUGCGAUCCACCAUCUUCCCACCACCAUAUACCUGGAUGAGUUCCUUGUGGAGAAUUUGUCAUUGGCCAACGAGACAAAGCGCGCAACCAAACAUGUGCAGAAGGAGAUCGCGGACAUUGAGAGAGAACGGGAGAAGUUCAUGCUAUUUGAGGGAGAAAAUCCGCUCGAGAUGCUCCGUCAGGUCAUCUCCGAGUACGAACAUCCGAAUGUACUGAAGCCACGCAGCGAAGCCGAUGCACGGCGCAUGGAAGAACUUGCUCUGAGCCUGCGCCAGGCUUUGCAGAGACUCGAAGUCCACGUCGAGUCUCUUGACGAGAAGUCGCUGGCACUGCGAAAGGAUUUGGACGCAAUCACGAACGAGGAGGAUCUCAAGAUGACGCCGUACGAUCUGCGAGCAUCCUUGGUGACGGACGGGGAGCACGGUCCGCGUCACACUUACUCGUACGUGCGGGCAGAGUCGAAAUGGUGGAAAGUGCUCGAUGGGGAGGUCAUUGAGGUGCCGGAAGAUCUCGUACUGUUGGAUUCCCCCUAUCUCGUGUUUUACAGCCAGCGACAGCCUGACACUGCUUCGGCACCGAACACCUGGCCUUCAUUUCUCGUAGAGGAAAUCGAACGCAGCUCGCAAAUGUUCCUAGAGACUCUUCGGAAAGAGAGCUCCCGACACACGAUUGGGGCUCCAUAAUUCAUUUAUGCUGUGAAUAAUUCAUUUUGGUACAAAUCUAUUAACUUUGAGUGACUGUGAAAA
Messenger RNA from Mycena citricolor, 1795 nucleotides. The record is from the annotation of a GenBank genome assembly. Lineage: Eukaryota; Fungi; Basidiomycota; Agaricomycetes; Agaricales; Mycenaceae.